Molecule: messenger RNA, 1516 nt
Organism: Oryzias melastigma (Indian medaka)
Lineage: Eukaryota; Metazoa; Chordata; Actinopteri; Beloniformes; Adrianichthyidae
Product: claudin-4
Exons: 1
Coding region: 361-993 (210 amino acids)
Biological process (GO): bicellular tight junction assembly; cell adhesion
Cellular component (GO): plasma membrane; bicellular tight junction
Molecular function (GO): structural molecule activity
Source: RefSeq, a predicted model, not a curated record
ACAUUGUAGUGACUUUAGAGUUUUACGAUUGUUGUAAAUAAAUGAAAAAACUCUUGUUUUUUCUGAUGCGAUUUCUCGUCAUCUCUAAAAACAUACCUUUCUUAGAAAGAAUUGCAGUGGAGCUAUCCAGUCUGGCCGGAUUUUUUGUCACCAACAUCCAUAUGACGUCGCAACUGUCGCUGAACAAACUCCUCCCAAGCAAUGCUCUUUAACAACAAGUCACCACACUCACUUAGUGUAAGUCUUUUCCUUGAAAUUGGGAGUAAAACCACUUCCCACUUUGCCGUCUACAAAUAAACCUCCCCAGCUCUCAGAAGGAAGAUAUUCCAACAUCUCUUGAGACAAGAUCAGAGGAUCAAGAUGGUGUCUAACAGAAAGCAACUUCUGGGCCUGGCUUUGUCCAUUUUGGGCGUUCUGGGGACCAUCGUCAUCUGCGCUUUGCCGUGCUGGAAGGUGACAGCCUUCAUUGGAUCCAAUAUUGUCACCUCCCAGGUGAUAUGGGAAGGUAUAUGGCUCAACUGUGUCACCCAGAGUACAGGACAGAUGCAAUGCAAAAUCUACGACUCCCUACUGGCUUUGCCUCAGGACCUGCAGGCGGCCAGAGCCCUGGUCAUCAUCGCCAUAGUCGCUGGAGUCUUAGGGAUUGUGCUGGCUGUUUUUGGGGGGAAAUGCACCAACCUUGUACCGGACGAAAUCCAAAAAGUCAAAGUGGUCAUCGCUGCUGGAGUUGUUUUCCUCAUUUCCGGUCUUCUGGUGAUGGUUCCCGUCUGCUGGACUGCCAGUACCAUCGUUCAGGAUUUUUACAACCCAUUACUGAUAGAUGCUCAGAAGAGAGAGCUGGGAGCCUCCCUUUACAUCGGCUGGGCAUCUGCGGCGGUGCUGUUCCUGGGCGGAGGCCUCCUUUGCAGCUCUUGUCCUCCAAAAGAAGAGUAUUACGCUCAGGAUAUCAAGUACUCCAAGCCUCUGUCUAUGAGCAGCAAAGAAUAUGUCUAACCCUCUGAUUCAUUACUGUUUUUAGUUUUUUUUCUCCUCACAUUUGUUAUAUAGUCUGUCUUAAAGGAAGUUGUGUUUUAAGAUUUAUACACUUGUCUAUUUUUUUUAUUUUAUUUCUUUGAUUUUGUUACAGUAUGUGUAAGAAAGAAAAAUCUGUGUUUAAAUUUUAAAUUUACAAAUGUUACAGCUACCUAAAUGCUGAAUUUUAUACUUAGUGAGUAAACAUUGCUAUGUUAUUGAGGUUGACUCUUGCUAUCUAGAAAGAGCUUUUUUGUUUGAUUGGAUUUGUAGUUUGGCUUUUAUACAACUUUUUGUCACUGUCUGUCUGUCAUUAAUGUUGCAGAGAUUCUUUUAUUUUGCAUGUAAAGCUGUUUACACUGAUGAAUCAAAAGUGAAAAAAAAUAUUUGGUUGAUCUGGUUUAGCAACUGGUUGUGAAAGAUUUCCUAAAGAACAGGUUGCGUGACAUUGCAUUCUAUCUGACACUUAAAAACAUAACUAAAAUAAAAAGACAAAACUCUUUCA